AUGCUUUUUCUUCAUAGCUUUUGUCCAACGCAUGCAACGUGCUCCACCAGCGGCGGGUGCCGCUGGCUGAGUCGAGAAGACCCAGUCGACACCAGGCCUUCUGGUGGGGAUGAUGGAUGCGGGGGGCUGCUAGGUGAUCGUGAAGCUCCUCGUGCUCGGCUGGCGGCCCACAUGCUGCCGCGUUCAGCGCCAGGACGCGCCCCGGCGACCCCCAGGCAUUAUUAUUCAUCAUUCAACAUCAUCAUUCUCUAA
This is a messenger RNA of Parnassius apollo (apollo), 252 nucleotides long. Lineage: Eukaryota; Metazoa; Arthropoda; Insecta; Lepidoptera; Papilionidae. The record is from the annotation of a GenBank genome assembly.